Molecule: messenger RNA, 399 nt
Organism: Thamnophis sirtalis
Lineage: Eukaryota; Metazoa; Chordata; Lepidosauria; Squamata; Natricidae
Source: RefSeq, a predicted model, not a curated record
AUGGAGGUGAUAGUGGGAGACUUUGGCAUUGUUGUGGUGCCACGGGAUGGUGUUGAUACCGAGAGAAUCAUGAGCCACUCCUCUGUACUUCGCAAGUAUAAACAGACUGGCCCUUCAGCAUGGCGAUGGGCAUGUGGUGGAUUACCUGUCUCAGCCCGUCAUUGACUACAUCCUUAAGAGUCAGCUCUACCUGAAUGCCUCCGGUUAAAGCUUUUGCUGGCAUCGUGGCAAAGCUGCCAUGUGGCGCCACCUUCCUAUGAUUGUUCAUCACGGUUCUCUUUCUCACUCUUGUUUCUUUUCUUUUUUUUUCAAUGCCUCUUGCGUGCAUCUGCCUAUUCCACUCCGGUUCCCCCCCCCCCCCGCAGCCCCGGGAAUUGCUGCCUACAGCUAACAGCCAAG